Camelina sativa (false flax) is the source of this 679-nucleotide messenger RNA. RefSeq lists its product as uncharacterized. Gene Ontology annotation, biological process: iron-sulfur cluster assembly. Lineage: Eukaryota; Viridiplantae; Streptophyta; Magnoliopsida; Brassicales; Brassicaceae. The record is from RefSeq and is a predicted model, not a curated record.
UAUACCCAAAACGUCCUGCAAUCAAAAACCUUCGAACGGAGAACCUCGACGGCGACCUAGCUCGGGAAAUUUAUACUCUCCGGCGAUUUCAAUUCGGGUUUAGUUUACAAUCUUGGCAAUGGUAUCCAGAAGUGAAGUUCUCAGCCUCUGUCGUGCCAUGCUUCGAGCGGGGCGUCAGUACCCUCAUUACAACUUGAGGGAGUACACUAAGCGAAGGACCUUGGAUGGCUUCCGCAUGAACAAGAAUCUUACUGACCAAUCGAAGGUGAAUGAGGCUUAUGCUGAAGCUAAGGCACAAUUUGUGGUUUUAGAGAGGUCGGUUAAGUUUCACUCCUUAUAUCCUCCCAAGACCAAGAACAUCAUGGAAGUCAAGCUUCAGUAGAUGUACAUUAUACAAGUGAAGAAGUGAACAUUGUUGAAGAUAUAUGUCUUGGAUUGGAGCUGAGAACUAUGAGUUCCUGGGCUUUUUUGCUCUUCUUAAUAAUCUCAUCUCACACGAUUGUGCAGUUGUUGCAUAACAAAUGUUCCAACUUGUCUGGAGUUUCUGUAUUCUUAUAUAUGUCAUAUUUUAGCACUGAUACUGUUAGGGUUUAAAUCUGUGAUUCAAACACAUAAUAUUUACCUACUGUCAUAAUUUCUUGAGAAAUCUUUAUGAUACAGAUAAAACGAUAGCAAAAUU